AUGGGCUCAAAUACGAUUAUUCUUCUAAACCGAUGGAAGGGCAGCCUCUACAAGUUGGUGUGGUUGGAUCUGCUUGGCUAUCUUUUCCUUCACUACUUCGUCCAACUCAUCUACUGGGUAUUUCUCAACCACUCACAAAGAAUAGCUUUUAAUGAAGUUGUGGACUACUGUGAGGAGAUCCGUGGACAAGUACCCAUCUCCUUUUUGCUCGGUUUUUUCGUCUCUGGUGUCAUUGGACGUUGGUUUGAUACCUACAUGUACAUUCCAUGGCUCAACAACAUCAGCUAUCAAAUCGCGGCAACGAUAAACUGUGCGGAUCCCCGAGUGGCCUUGAGAGCUCGGCUGACGGUGAUGCGACACCUCAAUCUCUCUUGGAUUCUCAUGAUGCGAACCAUCAGUGACAGAAUCUCCAAUCGUUUUCGAAUGCAGUGUACUGCCACAGAGGGCCAUAAGAGGCAGCGACUGCGACACAAUCGUCACGACAUAUUCCGGAGCUCUGAGUGGCCUGAUGAAAAGUUGAAGAAGUCUCAUUCUAGGAAGCGAGGCUCUUCACCCCUCACCGCAACCUCGCCCUUGCAGGCACAAACAAAACCAUCCCCAACAGCCUCAGGUGUCUUCAGCUUUAAUAAUCCGGAUAACAGCCUCUUCGAUGCGCCUGAUGACUACGGGCUGCGAGAGACGCUGAAGAGCAUCAACAACGACAAAAAGGUGCAGCAAACCUUUGGCAAGUUGAUAACGGAGCCCGAGAUCCGCGCAUUCGAGGCUAUUGGGAGGCGAUACUUCCAAAAAACGCGUCAACGCUACCUGCCCGAGUACUGGGUGCCCCUCCAGUGGGCGGUGCGUGUGGUGCAGAAGACCGCUCUGCACGGCAACAUCCCCGACCCGAAGAUCUUGAUUACUGUCUUGAAUGAACUUGGAAAAUUCCGGGAACGGUUGCAACUACUUAAAACCUUCAGUAGUCUCACAAUGCCACUUGUCUACACUCAGGUGGCGGUUAUUGCGGUGUACAGCUACUUCAUCUGUCAAAUCCUGGCGACUCAGUACACCGAGCGUGCCGUGAACGAAACCAACAUCAAUGCCAGCAUGCCAGUGCCUCUUUUCAGCGUCUUCUACUUCAUCUUCCUUGUUGGAUGGCUAAAGGUGGCCCUAUGUGUAAUGAGUCCCUUCGGCGACGACUACGAGGACUUCGAGACCUCAGAGAUCCUGGAUUACAAUCUCGAUGUCAGCUAUCGUGUCGUUUUGAUGGACGAGGCGACUUAUCCGGAGGACCUGAAACGCGCCACCUUCGCCUUACGUACCAUGGACGGGUGUGAGAACGACAGUCUACGUACCUUCUUGGACAGCGUUUCACGCGACCUGGACGAUGUGGAGUUUGACGAGAAUGCAAACGACAUUCACAACCUUGAGGUGAGGCCGGAUUUCUUGAAUCAACUCAAGGAACGAUUUUGUAGCAAACGGGAGAAGGCACAGCGAUUUGAAGAUGACAAGAAAAUUAUAACCGAAAUACCGAAUCCCUUGUCAUACUGA
Molecule: messenger RNA, 1527 nt
Organism: Echinococcus granulosus
Lineage: Eukaryota; Metazoa; Platyhelminthes; Cestoda; Cyclophyllidea; Taeniidae
Product: Bestrophin-1
Exons: 11
Coding region: 1-1527 (508 amino acids)
Molecular function (GO): chloride channel activity
Source: RefSeq, a predicted model, not a curated record